Molecule: messenger RNA, 1468 nt
Organism: Phanerochaete carnosa HHB-10118-sp
Lineage: Eukaryota; Fungi; Basidiomycota; Agaricomycetes; Polyporales; Phanerochaetaceae
Exons: 8
Coding region: 1-1242 (413 amino acids)
Biological process (GO): response to nutrient; branched-chain amino acid catabolic process
Molecular function (GO): catalytic activity
Source: RefSeq, a predicted model, not a curated record
AUGUACUCCUCACGACUUGCCCGCCUCUCGAGCCGACGGUUGUGGCUGGUCAACCAUUCCGCUCGUCGGUUCCAGUCGACCGAGCCGCCACCCGCGGGCGGUCAUUCACCAUCCAUUGCGACUUCAUCUUAUCUUCGCACCACACGCGAUGCUGCGUUGCAUGUACCUGGUCUGCGUUGGGUAGAUGCAGAUAAUAGCCGACUGGAGGAUGUUGCUGCCGGAAGAGAGACCCGCAAGAUGAACGUGUACCAGGCUGUGCGAGACGCCAUGAGUGUUGCGAUGACAAAAGACGAUACUGCCGUCGUAUUCGGUGAAGACGUCGCGUUCGGAGGCGUGUUCAGGUGCACCAUGGGGCUGGCUGAAGAGUUUGGCCGAGAACGCGUUUUCAACACUCCAUUGACUGAACAGGGCAUCGCAGGUUUUGGCGUUGGCUUAGCCUCCAUGGGCCAUACCGCAAUUGCUGAGAUCCAGUUUGCAGACUACAUUUUCCCUGCAUUUGAUCAGAUAGUCAACGAGGCUGCGAAGCAUAGAUUCCGCUCAGGCGGUGAAUUCGGUGUUGGCACGUUAACGAUACGGUGCCCAACGAUGAGCGUCGGCCACGGUGGUCUGUACCAUUCCCAGAGUCCUGAGGGUUUCUUCAUGGGCGCGUCUGGUCUGAAGAUUGUCAUCCCGCGUUCGCCGUUACAGGCUAAGGGACUGCUUCUUGGGUCAAUUCGUGACCCGAACCCGGUUAUCUUCAUGGAGCCUAAAAUCCUGUACCGCUCUGCUGUUGAGCAGGUCCCAGUAGACGACUAUGAACUGCCCCUCGGCAAGGCCGAGCACCUGACUCGUGGUAAUGACCUGACGCUUCUGACGUGGGGAACGCCCAUUUACCACUGCGAGACCGCUUUGCACAUGUUGGAGACGCCACCAGAAUCUAUUGCGAAGCACGUGCCCACCUCUAUGCGUUCCGCUAAGGUCGAGCUUAUCGACCUUCGCACCAUUCUUCCUUGGGAUGUUGAUGCGAUCGAGGAAAGCGUUCGCCGAACUGGACGCCUAGUGAUCGUACACGAGGCCGGUCGUACUGGUGGUGUUGGUGGCGAGAUCGCUGCCGAGAUCCAGAAGCGAUGCUUCCUCAAGCUCAACGCACCGGUCAAGCGAGUUACCGGUUGGGAUACCCCUGUCCCAAUGCAGUACGAGAAGUUCUACAUUCCGGACGCACUGCGCAUCCUCGAUGCCGUGGUCGAGACACUCGCAUACUAAACUAUCCAAGCACGAAAGACGCGCAUUUUGUAACAUGCAUUACAUGUACAGCCUUUUUGGUUUACGACCCGUCGCAGUGUCCUUGCGGUCGCGAGGAUCUGCUAUAUCGCCAGCGCAGACUACAUGUCAUGGCUCGGCUCGGAUAUGGUGAUCAUUGUCCGCAAACGCUCUUGCUCGAGCUUGGACACCAUACAGCUUGCUGUACUCUUCACUUAUGCCGCUCCAG